AUGGCCGAAACUACGCGCGAGGUCGAAACGACCGCUUCGCCUCAGCGACACCGUGUUGGGGAGCACUGGAGUGGUGCGAAUCCCGUCCCAACUGUGCAAAAGUUCAUUGAGAAUCUCGAUCACGAGAAGAAAGAGCGUGAUCGUAGAAUUGAUGAAGAGAACCGACUCAAGCUCGAGCAGGCUCGACGGCGGCAAUGGGAGGAUACACGUGGGAAACAGCAUGCUGGGGACCAGGGAGAUGUCUAUACUCAUAAAGCCCGCGAGGUAUCCAAGGCCAAAACACGCACAGUGACCGAUCCGACUACUGGUAAAGAGAUUGGAGUGGAGGAUCAAGACGAGACUUCCAUGGAAGCUGUUAAGAACCCAAUGUUGACGGUCCCCAAUGCUAAUCUUGGACAACCUACCGAUGUACAAACUAGCCACGACCAAGACUUGCCCGAGUACAAAGAAGCACAAGAUAUUACCGCACCUCCCGAUCCCAUCGCCGAAGGAACUACGUCUGACGUCCCCAUUCGUGGCGAGAAGACCAAUGUACUCUUCCAUCCGACGCCCACAAUCACCUUCGAACCCAUGUUCAAACAACUAGAAUCUCGUGCUACAGCGCUAUGCAUCGGUAUUCCACUUGCGAUUAUUAUACUUGGUCGAUUCUUCGGUGGUUCGCUCUGGGGUCUAAUUCCACUGGCUCUGUGUAUCGCUUGUGGAAUAUGGUUAUGGGUACAAGAGGUUAUUCGAAGUGGCCGGGAAAUGGAAUGGAGCAGUGAGCAAGUUCGAGGUCAGACGGCCACCGCAAACCUACUUCCUGAGUCUGUCGAGUGGAUGAAUUCAUUUUUGGGUGUAGUCUGGGGUUUGAUGAACCCUGAAAUGCUCACACCAAUGGCCGACACAAUCGAGGACAUCAUGCAAGCCUCCGCUCCAAGCGUGGUUGAGAAUGUCCGUAUCGCAGAAAUCGACCAGGGUAAUAAUCCAUUUCGUAUACUCAGUAUGCGUGCUCUCCCAGAUGGCCAUGUCCAAAAUCUCAAAGACAAUAUCCACGAGGAGAAUUUGAAGAAUAAGGAUCCCCAGGAAGCUGCUGCCACGGAAGAAGGAGGUAGCUACUACAAUCUGGAGGCAUCGUUCGCUUAUCACGCCAAACCGAGCGCUGGAACUGCUUCAUCCAAGGCGCGCAACAUGCACAUGCAUCUGGUGUUUUACUUGGGUAUCCGCGGUCUAUUCGGUGUUCCGUUCCCCGUCUUUGUUGAACUCACCGAGUUAGUUGGUACAGUGAGAAUACGUCUUCAGAUGAUGCCGGAACCUCCAUUUGCGAAGGACCUUACCUUUAGCUUGGUCGGUAUCCCGCAUGUCAAGGCUAGCUGUGUGCCGAUGCUUCGCCGAGGUGUCAACAUUCUCAACCUGCCACUGAUCUCCAACUUCGUCAAUUCCGCUAUCGGUGCCGCAUGUGCCAUGUUUGCGGCGCCCAAGUCCAUGACUAUGGAUCUGAGCAUGAUGCUUAAGGGUGACGAUAUUCACAAAGAUACACUUGCAUUGGGUGUGAUGUGGAUUCGUAUUCACCGAGCUGUUGGUCUAAGCAAGCAGGAUCGUCGUGGUAGUGAAGGAGGUGGCAGUGAUCCAUACAUUAAUCUUUCAUUCUCGAAGUAUGGCAAGCCGAUGUAUUGCACUCGAGUAAUUACAGAUGACCUGAAUCCCAUCUGGGAGGAAACCGCCGCGCUACUUGUCACGCCUGAGCUGAUCAAGGCUGAUGAGAACUUGAGUAUUGAGCUCUGGGACUCAGACCGGAAUACAGCCGAUGAUAUUGUCGGCAAGGUCGAACUGCCGAUUCGUGAAAUGCUUCAGCAUCCAGGCCGUAUGUUCCCACAAGUAUCUAAAUUGCAAGGCCUUGACGAGGGCAGUGAGAUGCCUGGUCAAUUGCAUUGGGAAGUCGGAUACUUCGGUAAACCAAAGCUGAGACCUGAGCUGCGGACUGAUGGUAAGAAGAAGGAUCUUCCUGAGAAUCUUAAAGGAGAUCCUACAUUCGAGGAUGAUAAGGGUAUUAUUAAUAAUGAAGAGGAGGAUGCUGUUGUGCAUACACCUCCCGAUCCCAUCUGGCCCAGCGGUAUUGUUCAUGUUGUCGUGCAUCAAAUCGUCAAUCUGCAGCUUGCAAAUAUCAAGGGCAGUGAUGGAAAUCGCAAGGGCAAGGAGUAUGAGUCCGCAAAGCCUUUUGGCGAGAAUACAGAGGAACAGGGUGGUGAUUUACCCACAAGCUACUGCAAGAUCAUGCUAAACGAUCAACUAAUCUACCGCACCCGCCCCAAGGCCGUGAGCUCCAAACCAAUCUUCAAUGCCGGAACGGAGCGCUUCGUCCGCGACUGGCGCUCCUCCAUUGUCACCAUCACCGUCCGGGACUCUCGCUACAGAGAACACGACCCAAUUCUCGGUGUCGUCCCAAUCAAACUCUCCGACAUCUUCCAAACCAGCUCCCAAGUAACACGCUGGUACCCACUAGACGGCGGUAUUGGCUUCGGUCGUAUCCGUAUCUCACUACUCUUCCGACACGUCGAGACGAAGCUCCCACCAAAAAUGCUAGGCUGGGACGUGGGGACCUUCGAGUUCGCCGGCGAGAAGAUCGUUGCAAAGGAUUUCGGACGUAUCGCCAAGAUCAAGAUGCGCACUGGCGGUAGUACAGGCAAGAUCCCACGACCUAGCGGAAAUCUAGAUGGUAGCGACGUGGUCUACGAGACAUCUGAUGAGACUUUCCGUGACUCUCUCCGCAUGCCAGUAAAGCACCGAUACAGAUCCCCCAUUGUCUUUGAAUUCCAUACUCAGGGUAAGCGUGGCUCGGCCGCGUACGCUAUUCUCUGGUUACAGCAUCUAGUUGAUAACGAAGAUACGGAUAUCGAUAUCCCGAUCUGGUCAACGAAGAGUGGUGCUCGUCUUACGCAGAACUAUAUUACAGAGGAGAACUGGCGCGCGAAAGAAGUACCAGGAUUAGAGGAUCUGAAAACAGUGGGUAGACUACAGUUCCGGUGUAAAUUCUCACCAGGAAUCGACGAGUCGCAUGAACAAUUCGUCAUUGAUAACGAUUCUCGCGAGACGUUCGAAACAUGGGAAGCGUGUGUUUCUCAAGGUGUACGCUCACGCAGCGUCUCCGUUGAAGUUCCUGAAGAAGUUCAGGAGAAGCAUGAACAGAGUCUAAUCGACUCGCGCGAUGUGCUGAAACAUGCUGAGCCGGCGGAGCGUCGACGCUGGCUUGAUCGUGAAGGCCAUGAUUGGAGUGGUGCGUUUGGGCAUGAUCCACGAGCAUAUACGGAUUCCAUGGGGAGAAAGGUUGCUGAACCGGGUCAAGAUGAGCCGAAACAUGAUCCUAUUACACCGCCGCCGUUGAAGGGGCAACCUUCUGUGCAUCGGAAUACCCUGGAAGAAGAUGAGAAUAUGAGUGAGGACUCGAUGGAUGAUGAGGAUAGUUCUCAGGUUCUUUCUAAGGGUCCUUCUACUGUUAGUGAGAGCGGGGCGACAGCGUCCUCGUCUAAGGGGAGUCUCGAUCAGUCAAAUAAGGCCAAUCGGAGGAGUGAGCAGCGACAGCAGCGUGGAAUGAUGCAGUGGCGUCCGGCGCGGAAUGCUCUUUUCGCAAAGGAUGAGGCUAAGUUUGCGCUACGCAAGAUGAAGAAGAAGAUUGGUGUUGGUGGGCUUACGGGCCGUGAGCCAGAUGUUGAGACGGAGACUUGA
Penicillium malachiteum is the source of this 3699-nucleotide messenger RNA. Its product is annotated as C2 domain protein. The transcript is spliced from 5 exons. Gene Ontology annotation, molecular function: lipid binding. NCBI's taxonomy places the organism in Eukaryota, Fungi, Ascomycota, Eurotiomycetes, Eurotiales, Aspergillaceae. The coding region runs from base 1 to 3699 and encodes 1232 amino acids. The record is from RefSeq and is a predicted model, not a curated record.